Pseudoliparis swirei is the source of this 2975-nucleotide messenger RNA. It is a transcript of the gene irx3a, whose product is annotated as iroquois homeobox 3a. The transcript has 2 exons. Gene Ontology annotation, cellular component: nucleus. Gene Ontology annotation, molecular function: DNA-binding transcription factor activity, RNA polymerase II-specific; RNA polymerase II cis-regulatory region sequence-specific DNA binding. Gene Ontology annotation, biological process: regulation of transcription by RNA polymerase II; cell development; neuron differentiation. NCBI's taxonomy places the organism in Eukaryota, Metazoa, Chordata, Actinopteri, Perciformes, Liparidae. The coding region runs from base 253 to 1566 and encodes 437 amino acids. The record is from RefSeq and is a predicted model, not a curated record.
UGGAAAGAAGAAGAAGGAGAAGAAGAAGAAAAAGAAGAAGGAGAAGAAGAGGGAGAAAUAAGGGGCGCAACCGGAUCGUGCACACUGGCUGUUCCCGAGGACAUAUAGACUUCCCUUUGCUCUGCACCUUUUGUUGCUCCUCAUGCUCACACUGUAAAAGUGGAUAUCGAGGCAGUUCCCUUGCUUUGUGUGCUCGCAGCAGAGACUCUUUUUUUUUUAUCCCCCCUUUUUUUCUUCCCUUCCCGCCCCGCCAUGUCGUUCCCUCAGCUGGGAUAUCAGUACAUCCGACCGAUAUACCCGCCGGAGCGCCAGGGGAUCGCCGGCAACGCCGCCCGGGCCGCCGCCGGGACCGAGCUCAGUCCGUCGGGCGCGCUCUCCAACGUGCUCUCCUCCAUGUACGGGUCUCCGUUCGCGGCGGCGGCGCAGGGCUACGGAGCGUUUCUGCCCUACUCGAACGACAUAUCCAUUUUCAAUCAAUUGGGUGCUCAGUAUGAACUCAAAGACAGCCCCGGGGUGCAGCACCCAGGCUUCGCCCACCACCACCCUGCGUUCUACCCAUACGGCCAAUAUCAGUUCGGCGACCCAUCCAGACCCAAAAACGCCACCAGGGAGAGCACCAGCACCCUGAAGGCCUGGCUCAGCGAGCACCGCAAGAACCCGUACCCCACCAAGGGGGAGAAGAUCAUGCUGGCCAUCAUCACCAAGAUGACCCUCACCCAGGUGUCCACCUGGUUCGCCAACGCGCGGCGGCGGCUCAAGAAGGAGAACAAGAUGACCUGGGCCCCGCGGAACCGCACCGACGAAGAGGGGAAUGUUUACGGCAGCGAUCACGAGGGGGAGGAGGGGGACAAGAGGGAGGACGAGGAGGAGAUCGACCUGGAGAACAUCGACACGGAAAAUAUUGAGAACAAGGACGACUUGGACGACCAGGACGACCUGCACUCCGACAUUAAACUCGACGGGCGGAGCGACUCGGAGAUUUCGGACGGCUAUGAGGAUUUACAAGGGCCCGACCAGAGGUUUCUCAAGGCGGUGCAGGGGAAAGAGGGCAAGGACGCGGAGCGGGGAGGAGAGCUCUUCCACCACCACCACCAUCACCACUCGUCUUUGGACAGCAAGGCGGCGCAGGGCAACGGCGAGCCGCUCAAACUUAACCCGGUGUCCGUGAGCUCGCCGCCCUCGGAGAACCACCCGGCCCCCCCGGCCCAGAAGCCAAAGAUCUGGUCCCUGGCGGAGACGGCCACGGCCCCGGACAACCCGCGCAAGUCGCCGCAAAUGAACGGCGGCGGCGGCGGCGGGCACUCGGCGGCGGGAGGGGGGCACGCGGCGGCGCAGACCAUCAUGGCCCCGCACAGACUCAUCUCGACGUGUCCCGUUGGGAAAAUCCACCAGAACUGGACGAACCGAGCCUUCUCGGCGCACCAGCUGGCUUUACUGAACUCCAACCACUACCUGGGACUGGCCAACCAGGCCACCGCCACCGGCCUGGCCCUCUACAGCAGCAGCAGGCACGCGGAGGACAAGAGCCAUAGUUCAGAGACUUCAGGUACAUGUCCCCGACACUGAGACGCGCACGUGAGACUCACUACACAACAAAAAGAAAGACAAAAAGACACUAUAGUCUCCGAUGCCCGUCACUCAUUUCUAUUAUUUUAUUUUUUAUUUUAUUUUUAAACUCCUUUUGCCUUCUUUGCCUGCUCAAUGGAUUUAGUUUUGUCUCUUUUUUUCUUCUUCAGGCUACACAGAUGAACAGUGUUACAAUAUAAUAGCUUACAGAAUACAGUGUGUGUGACGUAUGCGCGUGCGUGUGUGUGUGUGUGUGUGUGAGAGUUCGUGUGUGUAUGUGUGUGUGUCUAACUGCUUUGAGAGAAAUUAUAAAAAGAAAAGCUUAAAACUUAACAGAAAGCAUUUAAGACAACAACAAAAAGUCACACGUUGAAUUGGGUGAAAAGUGUUCUUAACUUCCGGUUCCUCUUUUAUCUGGUACUUCCAUGUUGAGGCCCACGUGCUGUUAUUCGAUGGUUUACAUGAGUCCCUCAUCCUAUUGAAAGCCAAUUUAUACUUGUUCAACAUUAAAUUCACUGAAACCCGGGAUGGGAGGUUCAAUGAAUGCGUUUUUUUUUUUAAUGUUUUUUUUCAUUGCCACAAUUUCAGAGAGAUCUUAUAGUGCCUUGGAUGCAGAGAAGAAGAAGAAAAAAGUUGUUAAAAACAUCUUUCCACCCAGUUCAAAGAGAGCGAGGCUGUCAAUAUGACAUUGGGAUUUUUUUUUCUGAUGCCAUAUCACAUUUUAAUUUUUUCUUCUUCAAACGCAAUAUUUACCCAAAUUAAGCUUUUAUUCUAGGAUUGUUUUUCUUCCUUUUUUUUUUUUUUACCCCUGUGUGUGUGCGCGUGCGCGUGUGUGUUUUUUUUGUCGUCAAGGCCUAUGUUACACUUACUUGUUUGGUCAUGCAAAUGAGCUCAAUGCAAAUUCACUUCAGGCUCCUUUUUUGAAAAGGCAAUUGUCACCUUUUAUAUCUUUUUUAAAAAUGUUUUUUGUUUGUUGCUUUUUCCCAAAAGCUUUUUUUAUCAGUCAGAUUUAUUUUGAGAUCAACACACUCUAGCUUCUGUUCCCCCACCUCAGGCCUCAGACCGUCUCUCUCUCUCUCUUUCUCUCUCUCCAUAACCUCACACCAAUCCUCUUUAUUCUUUUAGUAUUUUUUUUAUUUGAAUAUGGAAUGUAAAAUAAGAAUAAUACAUCUCUGUAUACUUACAUUGUAAGCAUGUCCCGUGUAAAACUGCUAAUGUAAUAAUGUAUGAACCUGUAGUCUGUGAGUUUGUUUUUCCUUUUCAUUUCUUUCCUUUUUUGUAAGUUCUGUGAGGAUUUGAUGUUCAAAAUGUUUUUUGUAUAUAAAGUUAAGAAUAUGUACAUACUUGUGAACCAAAUUGUACAAGAAAGUCUAUAUUUUGGCUAAUAAAUGAACUGCUGCAACUUUAAA